AUGGAAGUAGUCAGGACAUAUGGUAAAGCAUCUGGCCAAUGUAUAAACUUUGACAAGUCUUCCUUACUCUUUGGUAAGAGGAUUAAUGCAGCCACCCGACAAGAAAUUAAAGAUACACUUGGAAUACACAAUGAUGGAGGGAUGGGAAAGUAUUUGGGAAUCCCAGAGGAUAUUAGUGACUCUAAAUGUAAACUUUUUGCAUUUCUAAAGGAUAAUCUGAUGCAUAGAGUCAAUGGAUGGACUGGUAGAUGGCUCUCAAAAGGGGGAAAGGAAGUAAUGAUCAAAUCCAUUUUACUCACUCUUCCGACAUACGUUAUGUCGAUGUUUCUGCUCCCAUUGGAGAUCUGUGAAAACCUCGCUAGUGCCAUUGCACAAUUUUGGUGGAGCUCGAAUCCACCAAAAAGAGGAAUACACUGGGCGAAAUGGGAAAAGGUUCAUUUACCAAAAGAAGAGUGUGGGAUUGGGUUCCGUUUAAUUUAUGAGUUCAAUCUAGAACUACUGGCAAAGCAAUUAUGGAGACUGGUCCAAUACCCUGAUUCACUGGUUGCUCGAGUCUUAAGGGGGAGAUAUUAUAGGACGACCUCGCCAUUAAGAGCGAUCUCUACUAGCAGCCCAUCAUAUGUGUGGACAAUUAUCUCCGCCGCAAGGAAGCUUUUACUACUAGGGAUCAGACAGAAGAUUCAUUCUGGUUAUGACGUCAGGGUGUGGGAGGAUCCGUGUAUUCCAACGACACCUGCUAGACCAGCUAGACCUAUAGCGCUGUGA
Brassica napus (rape) is the source of this 765-nucleotide messenger RNA. RefSeq lists its product as uncharacterized. The transcript has a single exon. Lineage: Eukaryota; Viridiplantae; Streptophyta; Magnoliopsida; Brassicales; Brassicaceae. The record is from RefSeq and is a predicted model, not a curated record. Bases 1 to 765 code for a protein of 254 amino acids.